AUGCGACGUGUUCGCCUUCUGUCGCUCGUGCUUGCCAUUGCCUGUCUGGGCUUGAGUGCUGCCCCAAAAACUAUUGCUGCGCAAGAACUUUCAGCGUUUCGAGUUCCGGCACCCGCGGGCCUGCCCAUCUGCCCGUUGAAUGUGAUGCAGCUCGAUCAAGUGAUGUACCCCUUCCAGUACGGCAUGCCCUGUGGAAUGGCCUCGCUUGCAAUCACGCCGAGAAACCAGGAGUCGGCCGCGUUCGAUCGUAUUGACGAGACCUCUGAGGAGAACUGCUUCGGUGAAUUCCAGCACUCGCUGAGCGAUACAGCCCGACCGGUUUCGCCUGCCCCGGCAAUGCCGAUGGCCGAGUUCGAAGAUCAGACGCCUGCCUGCGACACCACGUUGAUUGAAGCCCUGGUACGACAAACUGUCGAAGGAGCACGUCGCUCGCUGAUUCUGCUCACGCCCGAGCACAUGUCGACGAUUAUCGAUUCGCACCUGCAGAUGGUGGCCGACUUUGCCACGACCGGAUUCGCCCCCGAGUUUUGCUACGGCCCGGCCCCACAACCCGCGAAGCCUGCCUUGCCGGUUGCCUCGGCAGCCCCAGUUGUGCCCUCCGCUACCGAAGAAGUUGCCGUUGAAGUGCCGUUCACCGAUCGCAGCCUGUCCACCCACAGCCUCAUCAUCCACGUGAUUCCGGAAGAAGAGGAAGUGGUCGAGCCCGCGCGUCAGAUGUUGCCUUUCACCUUGCACUUCACGCCCUUUUCUACGGGUCCAAUCGUUGCCGGCAGCCUGUCGCACCUGGCCACCGACCCUCGCGUGAUGCUCACCCGCGAUCAGGCCCUGGCUCGCGACUACGUCUUCAAUGAAGGUGAUCUCUUCGCAGAAGACGGCUACUACCAGGACGAGUUCGACUGCGUAUGGGCCGGAAUCCAAGGUGCGAUGUGCGGCAAGAUGAGCAACCUCUACAGCACCGCCUAUGGUGCUUAUCGGGGGCCGACCGCCGCGACGCUGCAAUCGGCCGUGGCCAGCAAGAAAAGCAUCGCCCCCAGUGCUGCCUGGAAAGGCUGUGAAGCCGCCGCCGCUUUGGGGCGGAAGCAAGGAGACAGCUCGCUGAAGACCGCCGAGACCCCUGAAGUCACACCGGAGCAGCGAGCGGCCGAGUUCACUGCCGCGGCCGCCGAGUGGCUGAAGCGACUGGGAACGGCUAUGACCGACCUGGGCCAAAAGAUCGAGACUCUGGAAGCAGGCGAUGAAGCGGAGACGGCCAGCGACGAGAUCGAGGCCAAUCAGCAAGCCUCACUCGAUGCAGUGCUCGAGCAAGCCGUGAAGGCCACGCAGCCCUACUUCGGGCUGCCCCUUCAGUGGCGCUUCUGCCCAUUCAGUUACCCGAACGGGGCCGGUUAUGCGGGAUCUGCGACCGCCUUAAAGCGGGUCGGAGCAGGCUUGGUUGUCGCGUCCGCGGCAAUACUCACGCACUACGCUAAUGCCGAAGAGCCAAGUAUUCAGGCUUCACGUCUGGAUAGCUUUGCGGCCCCGGGAGGUGAGACCUACUUCGCCUUAAGCCUUACGCCGCAAGAACCUGUUCCGCAGAGCGACGGCCAAGACGUGGUGGUGCUCUUCGAUACAUCAGCUAGUCAGACGGGACCGUUCCGCGACAAAGCCCUUGCGACGUUGAACGAGUUUUUGAAAGGGCUGGGCGAUCAAGAUCGUGUCGCAUUGAUGGCCGUCGACUUGGAUGCCAUCGAUUUGACCUCAGGGUUCGUGGCUCCGAAGGGCGACGACAUGGCCAAUGCGGUAAACGAGCUGAACGCUCGCACUCCGCUUGGUUCGACCGAUAUGGAGAAGGUGUUGAGCGCUGCAGUCGAUCGACUUGCCAGCGACGGUCGUGAUGCCCGCAGCAUUGUUUACAUCGGCGACGGUAUGAGCACCGCCGACCUGAUUCGUAGCGAUCAAAUGCGAGAGCUCGUCGAGAAGCUCACCAGCGAACGUGUUCCGGUUACUAGCUUCGCGGUUGGUCCCAAGCUUGAUACCUAUUUGCUCGCCACCUUGGCCAAUCACUCCGGUGGGAUGUUGUCGGUUGAUGAUGCGAAUGUAACACCAGAGCAAGCUGGUGGUUUCCUGGUACAUGCCGCCCGCGAGCCCGUCGUAUGGCCCAGUUCAGUGUCGUUGCCCGAGGGAAUCCAAGAGGUCUAUCCCAAGCAACUUCCCCCGCUACGAGCCGACCGUGACACGAUUCUGAUUGGUGUCGGAAAAGCCGAUGGUCCAUUCGAUGUCUCGCUCGAAGGUGAUGUCGCUGGUGCAUCGACUGAGUUGGCCUGGAACGUACAGCCAGGCGAGUCGAACCAAGACAAUGCUUAUCUUUCGCGAUUAGUGAACGAAGCUCGGAACGACGACGGAUUGGCCCUGCCGACCCUGGGAACACCCGGAUUGAACGAAAUUCGUCGUGUUUACGAUGCCCAAGUUCGCGAUUUGAACGCCCUUGGCGAGCAGGCCGUGGCUAGCGGACGCUUCGAUCAGGCCGAACGCCUGGCCGCCGCGGCUCAAGAGAUUGAUCCCAACAAUCCAGAGACGGAAGUCAUUCGUGGGGCCGCACAGCGUGGUCGUAGCGAUGCUACGGCGGAUGGUGGUGCCGCACCGUUGCGAUUGGUGCAGGUGCCCGACGUUCUGCCCGACCAACCUCCGCUUGGCGAGGGCGAGGCCGAACUCUUUGAAGACGGUUCGUUUCUCGAUCAGAUCAACGAACAGCAGCAGCUCACUCAGCAAAUGAUGGAGGCCGUUGUUCAAGACGCCAUCAAUCAAGCCAGGGGUGCCCUAGACGUCGAUCCGUACUCCGCCCUGGAGAUGCUGAAACUUCGCUCUGAAGAAGUUCGUCAGGCACCGAAUCUCGAUCCGGAAGUGAAACGGCAACUUCUGCGAAGACUAGAAGUGGCCAUGCGGCAGGCGACUUUCCGUGCCGAUGAGAAACGUGCCCGCGAUAUCAAGGCUCAGGCCAUCGAAGCGGCUGCUCGUGAGCAAGAACAAGCUCUGCUCUCGUUGGAGUUGCGGGAACAAAAGAUUCAACAGUUGAUGGAGCGUUUCAACGCCUUGAUGGACGAAGGCUACUACCGUGAUGCCCGUCGUGUUGGCGAUAUGGUAACUGAGGUCGAUCCACUUCGAAACGUCGGCCAGCAAGCAGUCGAAGUCGCCGGUAUGACUGGUGCUGCGAUAAUCGCUAUGCAAUUGCGUCUGGAUCGACAGAAGGGCGUCGUGUUGGCUUUGGAAUCGGUCGAACGGUCGCAUAUUCCGACCUCGGAUGAGCCGCCCAUUGUCUACCCGCCUGCGGAGGUCUGGCGACGGAUUACCGAGAGUCGUGAGCAGUACGCCACGGUCGAUCUCUCGGCGAGCAAUCCGGCAGAGCAAAAGAUUCAAAAAGAACUGGACGAACCGACCACGAUCGAAUUCAUCGAUACUCCGCUCGAAGACGUGCUGAACUACCUUGAAGACCUGCACGAAAUCGAAAUCGAAAUCGAUCAACGAGCCCUAGACGACCUGGGUAUCGACUCGGGUACACCGAUCAACCGCAACCUGACGGGCAUUUCGCUGCGGUCGGCUUUGCGACUGAUUCUGAGCGACCUGGAUUUGACGUACAUCAUCGACAAUGAAGUGCUGAUGAUCACCAGCGUCGAAGAAGCUGAAACGCGUCUUGUCACAAAAGUCUAUCCCGUGGCAGACCUUGUGGUACCGAUCCAGGCCUUUGGCGUGGGUGGUGGCCUUGGCGGCGGCGGCUUCGGCGGUGGUGGCGGUGGCGGUGGCCUCGGCGGCGGCGGUGGUGGCGGCUUCGGCGGCGGCGGUGGCGGCUUCGGCGGCGGCGGUGGUGGUUUCGGCGGCGGCGGUAACUUCAAUGUCGGCGACAACUUCAUCCCGGCUAAUGUCUUGCCCGACGGGUUGCAAAACUUCCGAGCCUUCGCGGUCGAAGAUGGUCUGACCCUCAGCUCGAAGAAGCAGCCUGAGAGCAAGAAGCCGGAAGCCAAAGUAGCUGCCACGCCCGAUCGUACUCGGGAGAGCCUUCCGUCGACGGAUCCUGAAGUGAGCGAUCACAGCUACAUCGAAUUGGACGUCGCAGAAGGCGACGACCUCGUCGUGGCCUGGAAUGAUUACUUCGCUUCGCACCCCGAAGAGCGUGCUGAAGUGAUCCGAGAGACUUCGCGUCGCCUGAUGGCCGAUCGCAAUUUCGAGAGCCUUGUGGCGAUGCUCGACGCCGCUUUGCGGCACGGGUAUGCCCAGCCCUGGAUGUACGAAGGAAUCGCACUGGCUAUGCAGGCCGCAGGCCGCUCGUCGGAAGACGUUGAACGCGUGCUGAUGUCGGCGGUCGACUUCAGUGAGAACAAUCUCGACUUGAUGUACAUCGCCGCCUACAUGGGCCGCAGCGGGUUGGAGCAUCGGGCACUCGAGCUGUACCAACGAGUUGCCGCAGACGCCCCCACCCGACCUGAACCAUUCUUGUUCGGCAUGAAGAUGGCCCAAAAGUUGAACGACCUCGAAGCCAUUCAAUGGGCCACCGUAGGCAUUCUGAGCCAAGCCUGGCAAAACGAUAAGAACGACGUUUGGAAAAACGCUUAUCGCUUGGCCGAAGCAACCUUGAAGGAAUUGCGAGAAGACGGCCGCACCGAAGAGGCCGAUGCCUUUGAAGCCAAGCUGGACGAGGCAGUCGUUCGCGAUUGCGUGGUGGUCGUUUCCUGGACUGGCGAGGCAGACGUCGAUCUACUUGUUGAGGAACCUGCCGGCACGGUUUGUUCGUUCCGGAAUUCUCGCACGACCUCUGGUGGUGUAAUGUUGGGCGAUAGCCUGCCGCAGAGCACAUCGGAAGAAGGCGGAAGCUACCGUGAAGUCUACGUUUGUCCGAAGGCAUUCUCGGGAGACUACCGCCUCAUGCUGCGACGGGUGUGGGGUAAGCUUACGGCCGGCAAAGUCACCGUAGAUAUCUACACGAACUAUCUCGGUGAGUAUGCCACGCAUCAUCGGCAUCAGAUUCCGCUGGAUGAGAAGGACGCCUUGGUGUUGUUCCGCGUGGAAGAUGGCCGGCUCGAAGAAUCGCUUGAAGAGCAUCAAGUGGCCACCGCCGCGAACGAGCAAGUGGCGAUGCGACGCGAAAUCUUGAAUCAACAACUGGAAAAUGUUGCUGACACCUACGCACUGAGCCAGUUGAAUGGAAGUCGCAAUCGUGCGAUUGACGGUGGUGCUCGGCCAUUUGUGCCGGGGGCCAAUGCCGUGGGCUUCCAACCGGUGAUUCAGGUGUUGCCCGAAGGUACGAACUUCAUCGCCACGGCAGUCAUCUCGGCCGACCGUCGCUAUGUUCGCUACAGCGGUCUCCCAUUGUUCUCGGCCAUCACCGAAGUGAACACAUUCAAUACCUUCACUGGCCAGUCUGGAACUUCAACCACGCCGAGUGGCGGUGGUGGUUUCAGCGGUGGCUCCGGCGGCAACUUCUAG
Molecule: messenger RNA, 5454 nt
Organism: Cladocopium goreaui
Lineage: Eukaryota; Dinophyceae; Suessiales; Symbiodiniaceae
Source: the annotation of a GenBank genome assembly